GGUCAUGCGCACUAAAUCACAUUGAAGAGCAGUUCGCAAAAGAAGAAAACAGGACGAUGCGUAACAAAUAUGCAGAAAAUUUCGCUUGACAAACACAUGAACAUCUUGUGGCCUGCAAAUACCACUCGAAAACAUUGCAUUUAACUGUAAAAACUGUAUGGUGGAGUAAUUGAAAGACGGUUUUACAAGCACGAUGCUGCAGUCCAUGGAUGAUAAUCAGGAAUUUACAGUAAGGUCCCUCUACCCUUUUACUGCUACAUCAUCAGCAGAGCUGACUGCCAAGGAAGGAGACAUCUUGAAAGUUUUGAGUCAUUUUGAUGAGCAUUGGUACAACUGUGAGCUCAAUAGCAAAAAGGGCCUGUUUCCGAUCUCGUACACUGAGAAAAUUGACAAUAGCUACACGAUUGAUAGAUAUGUUGUGGCGAUACAAUCAUAUUCUGCCCAGAGACCAGGAGAGAUAAGUUUAAAGAAAGGUGACUUUGUCAAAGUACUGGAGGAGAUUGGUAACAAUUGGCUACGUGGAGACAUCAAUGGGACUAUUGGUAUUUUCCCAUGUGUUUUUGUAGAAGAUUGCUCCAAACCUGAAGACAGCAAAGAUGGUGAGGAACUUUACAGUAAUUUUGGCUUCUAUGAAAAUCUGGAUAUCACAUUUGCAGAGGCGUUAUACGGGUUCGAGGCAAGGAACAAGGAUGAGUUGAGCUUUCCUAUGGGGGCUGAGAUUGUUGUCACUAAAGAUGUGGACAAUGAUUGGUAUGAAGGGACAUUUGAAGGAGAUACAGGGCUAUUCCCAAAAAGUUAUGUGCGGAUAAUGGACCCUCCCGUGGAGCAGUCAAUGUCUGAUGAUAACAAGAGGCCUUAUGCAAGAUCAAUUUACCCAUUUGUUGCUGAAAAUGACUCUGAGCUUACUUUUAAAGAAGGUGAAAUUAUUCAACUAAGGGAACGGGCAGGUUCUCAGUGGCUUAUAGGUGAGCUAGGUGGCAAAACUGGUCGCUUCCCAGCAAGUUUUGUGAAUAUUGAGGUAGAUCUCCCUCCAGAGAACACCAGGGUAUAUAGUUUACAUUCUUAUCAUUUCAGCCCUGAGAGGAUCAAUUGGACUAUAGGGAUGAAGGCAAGGGCCCUUUAUCACUUUUCUGCACUUCAUUCUGGUGAUUUAGAACUUAGUGAGGGGGAUGUUAUAACUGUCUUAAAAAUAGUUGAUGAUAAUUGGUUAGAAGGUAGACUACAAAGCGGAGUUUCAGGGACAUGCCCUAUUGCAUAUCUAGAACCUCUCAUGAAGACAAAUACAGCAAAUGGCAGCUUACCUAAAGCAUCUAUAUUCAUGGAACUUAAGGCUGGAUUGCAAUCUAUCCAGAGCACUCAAACCACAAACAAACCUGCUGCAUCAAAUGGUGUUUCUCAAGGCACAAGUAGACAAAAGGGUGACAGAAGUUUACUAGACUCAUCAUUUUCUGAGGACACUUGUCCUACACUAAGACCUAGUGGCUUUGGUGAUAAUACAUGUACUCAACCAUCUGCAAAGCCUAAACCAGCACCUCGGCCACCCAGUGUUUCACUGGCAAGAAGAAGGUAUUCAUCUGGUGGUGAUAGCAGCAGAUCUAGCCAGAGUUCAGUUUUUGAUGCCACAUCACCCACUGCAGAGGGGUUACCCUCACCAAUUACACCAACUAUCAAUAGAACAUCAAUUUACAAUACUCCUUUCAACUCAAAAAGUGCUUACCAUCCGGUGUCAUUUGGCACAGUAAAAACCUCUGGUUCCCAAAUCAACAUUUUCAGCUCAGAGCAGUCUAAUGGUAAAUACUCUGGAAAUAAUGAGUCUUCUAAAGGAAUCCCUAAGAAAGGCAUACAAUCAGUAUCAGAUGAUACUACAACUAUUAUACCCAGACGAAAGGCACCACCUCCACCAAAGGUGCGUCCAGCUGGGAGCAGAACUCAGAGCUUACCAAGAGGCUUACAGUCUAGUGAUAUAGCCAGACCAGGCGGCCAGUGUAAAAGUGAAGUAGAUGGUAAUCUGGUUAACAACAGGUCCUUGUCGAGAGGUAGUAUCAAGCAGGCAUCAGGGCAGAGACCUGAAGGGCCACAAAAGAAAGCUGCACCCCCACCACCUGCCCGCCCCAACCAAGUGAACCUUGGAGGGCUGGCUAGGUCGGCAACUGUGUCAUCUACAAGCAAGGAAGAAUGGAGAAAGUCUUCGCCCACAAAAUCAGAUUGUGCCUCAGGUGGUGGUAGACGGCAGAGACCAUACUCUUUGUAUUAUGUUGGUGAGGACAGAAAGGAUAAAGAUUUAAGGCUGUGCAAAUCAACCAGCGUGGAAGACAUACAAGGUUUGCGAGGGGAUGUAUCCGUUUCAAACUCUCAGACAGCAUUUGACAAAUACAACAAGGCAGCAAUGCAGUCAACAGACGGGAUGCACAACUUGGCAUAUGAGGAUGCAGGCGAUAUACCUGGCAUUGAAGAUUUAGAUGAGACAAUUUCAGACGCAGAAAAGAACUUGCAGGUUGAGAAAAAAGCAUUGUCAGGGAUGAAGACAAUCUCUCAGAUGCUGGUAUACGAUGAAGCCAAGCAUAGAGAGAUGGACGAGAAGAUGGCACGCAGUCAGCAAAAGGUUGACGAGUGGCAGGAAAUCUUAUCGAGCUUGCAAACUGAAAGGUCAUACAUGGUGGCGGCUUAUUCAAAGAGAAAACAGUUUGAGAGACAAAUGGAAUCGUUGGAGAGUGACCUUGAGAAGCAGCUUCGCAGUCAAAAGAGCCUCGAGGAACUGUUAAAGGUUGUCGAGGCUAGCAGACGUGAAGAGGUGCAGGAAAAUCUCAGGAUGUGUGGGACAUUCAUUUGUGAACUCAAUACUAAGAUAAAAAAAUUGGAAGUACAUGUAGACAGAGCAGAAAAGCACGUAGGCAGAGACGAGAGGGGUGGAAAGCCAGACUUACAUGUCAAUAAUCGACAGGCAGAGUCGAUGCAGAGUCUGAGCCAACCGCCGACAAGAUCCUCCCAGCAGCACAUGGCAGAACAGAGGCAAAAGGUCCUCACUGAACUGCUCAACACGGAACGAGAUUACAUACGUGACCUCCAGACGUGCCUGAAGUAUUUCUACGAAGAGCUGAAAAAUACAAAGGUGGUGGAUGCCGAGGUCUUGUUUGGUAACAUGCAUUCAGUGGUAGAGACCUCGACACGCUUGCUUGGGUCCUUUGAAGCAGCAUUACAAGACGAUAAACAGCAGGAACUAGGAAAGUGUUUUGCCGAGCACGCAGAGGAAAUUAAGUCCGUGUAUUCAACCUACUGCAAGAAUCAUGAUGAUGCCAUUGGAUUACUGGAAAAGUAUGAGGAUUGUCUUGAAGCCCAAGAAGCCUUCAGAAAGUGCCUUGAUGCUGUCAGGGAUACCACCAAGUGUUGGGACUUGUCGUCGUUCCUGAUUAAGCCUGUUCAGCGUGUACUUAAGUAUCCGCUGCUACUCAGUGAGCUGCUAAAGUGUACGCCUCAAAUCCAUAAAGAUAAAGACAACCUUGUGCGAGCUUUGUCUGCCAUGACGGAGGUAGCGGCUACUAUCAACGAGGUCAAACGAAGAAAAGAUUUAGUGGUCAAGUAUAAAAAGACGGAAGAAUCAGGAAUAUCGAACAAAUUCCAAAAGCUUAGUUGGCACUCUGUUAUGAAGAAGUCCUCCAGAUUUACACAGAAGUUAACGCAGAGUACUGGGCUUGUUAAUCAGACUGUUGACAAGAGUUUCAACGAAGAAGAGAAGAAAUUCAACAAUCUGGAGAAGACUGUCAAAAAUCUUAUAAAAAAUGUUUCUAGCUAUGUUGAACAGUUUCAGGAUACUGUGACCCGCCAGGAAGUCAAUGGUCAGAAUAUCCAGGAAUACUAUCUGGACGCGAGUACCUGCACCGAGGUUACCCUAUACCAAUCCACGCAGCAGCGAAUAUCAGGCAUCUUGCUAGACGCUUUCAUGGGUGAGGUCCAGUACUGCGUUUUGACACCUCUCAACUCGCUCCUCGCGAUGUUUCAAGGACCACAACGACUUAUCCAGAAACGCCAUCACAAAUGCCUUGACUACGACAGCUGGUCCAAUAAGAUGGAGAAAAUUAAGGACAAAGACAAGCUAAAGCAGGCAAAAGAAGAGCUCGAAAGUGCCAAGAGAAACUACGAAGCAUUGAAUGCGCAACUACUAGAAGAGCUACCACUGUUUCGUCAGAAGACUAUGAGUCUUGUUAAAGACUGUGUCCUCAAUUUCGCGCAUGCAAAGCGCAAGUUUCACGCAGCUAUACACGGGGAAUAUAACAAUCUUUCUUUGUUAUCGCUGGUUAAAGAUGGUUGUCAAGAUAUAGUACAGCAUCAGGUAGAACGAACAGCUCGAGCAAUAGAUCACCUCGCUAGUUUAAGCUUUAUGCCUCCAAGUUUCUCAGGAAAGGAGAGCGUGAGAAAGAAGCACAAGUCUUCGCCGCACAAGAAACCUGCCGUGCCCCCUGCACCGGACCUCAGUUUAACUCGUAAGCGUAUGGCACCACCUCCCCCAACGCCGUCUUCCGGACCCAUGCUAAAACCAGAGAGACCAACACCUGUGCCCCGAAAAUCUAUACCUAGUGAACAGAAGCAAAAGGCACCUAAAGGAACUGAUGUUGGUGCUGUGGAGAGCCUCCCCUACAUUGCACUAUGCACAUUUGAAGGCCAGAAUGCUGGCGAAAUAUCAGUAAAUGAGGGUGACCUAGUUACAGUACAGCGAAGAUGUGAUACGAGUGGGAACACUGAAUGGUGGUUGGUUUCGUACCACGGACGUAAGGGAUACAUACCAGGAGACUUCUUGGAUCCAUUUGACCCCACGAAAGAUGAUGAGGAUGAGGACGAAGGAAUUGAUGAAGAUGGAAGUGAUUCAAGUGACCUCAAAUCUCCAACAUUUCCUACAGUAGACAUGGUGUACUUUGCUCAGUUUGAUUUUGAAGGAACAAGUGAGGCUGAAGUUAGUAUUGAUGCUGGACAGCUAGUUACCGUGCUGCAGAAACACGAUCUGGAAGGGAACCCAGAGUGGUGGCUGGUAGAAGCUGAGGGAAAGAGAGGUUAUGUAGCUGCUGACUUCUUGGCAUCAUUUGAAGAUUCCUAGUAAUAGGCUAAAUAAAAUAUAGUAGAUAUGAUAAUUUAUGGCUUGUCCAUAUCUCAUGGUAGAUGCUUGUCUGCCAAUGGAUUAUUAAGCCUUAAUUUCACUUGUGAGGGAAACAAACUCUGCUUACCACAUGUGAAACUCUGGGUAGGUGCAAUAAGGAAGGUGCAAAAUUUGAAUUUCAGAACUAAACGUCAAACAUGGUUUGCCUUGUUGUAUGAAAAUGUAUUUUGUUAUGCUUACAAGCUUGCCAGGAAAAAUUGAAGCCAAGAUAGCAUAAUAUUUAUGCCAUCUUAUUGGUGAACUAAAAACAACACUGAUUAUUAUUAUCUUUUUAUUAUUACCCUCAUUAACUGGUUGCUUUUCUCUGCUCUAUGCUUUAUAGAUGUUUCAUUGUUUUAUUUAAUUUAAGUUGUCACUUUUCUUUUACAAGAUACAAUUAAAAUUCUUCACUAGUUUCA
Nematostella vectensis (starlet sea anemone) is the source of this 5544-nucleotide messenger RNA. Its product is annotated as dynamin-binding protein. Bases 194 to 5086 code for a protein of 1630 amino acids. The transcript is spliced from 23 exons. Lineage: Eukaryota; Metazoa; Cnidaria; Anthozoa; Actiniaria; Edwardsiidae. The record is from RefSeq and is a predicted model, not a curated record. Gene Ontology annotation, molecular function: guanyl-nucleotide exchange factor activity; protein binding. Gene Ontology annotation, cellular component: cytoplasm. Gene Ontology annotation, biological process: intracellular signal transduction.